Molecule: messenger RNA, 2411 nt
Organism: Saprolegnia parasitica CBS 223.65
Lineage: Eukaryota; Oomycota; Saprolegniomycetes; Saprolegniales; Saprolegniaceae
Exons: 5
Coding region: 762-2369 (535 amino acids)
Biological process (GO): intracellular monoatomic cation homeostasis
Cellular component (GO): mitochondrial inner membrane
Molecular function (GO): ribosome binding; calcium ion binding
Source: RefSeq, a predicted model, not a curated record
GGCCAUACAACUCAAUUUGGCUCGUUGACCAGGGAGAUGCUCCGCGCCGCCUUGACCAAGUCCGUGCCCCGGCGCCAGACGCCGACGUGGGCGCAUGCGGCCUUCUCCGCCAUGCCCACCUCGAGCGAGCGUGAGGACAAGCUCCGCCUCACGCCCCGGCGGUUCGCGCUGCAGGAGGCCGCCCAUGGCCUCUCGUUGGCCUCGAGCGCCGCCUUGGUGGCGGUGACGCCCCGCCUGCACUACGCCCAUGCGACGUCGCCGUUCCAGCACGCGCGCUUCAUGAGCACGGAUGCUAAGAAGCCCAACGUGACGCUUCGCCGGCGCAACUCGAGCUUCAUCCACGAGCAGGAAGACCGUCUGGACAAGGCGCUCGAGAAGGUCGGCGAGCGCGGGUUCCAGGUCAAGGAUCUCCAGAACCUCGACGAGAAGAUCUCUCAGAAGGCAAUGAGCUUCGUCAAGAACUCGCCGUCCAUGGUGCUGAGCGCGGCCAAGACGCUGAAGGAGUGGGUCCGGCUCUGCAUCCAGGAGCCGGCGCGCGUCCAGGCAUGGCUCAAGGAGACCAAGGAACACAUUGGCCACGAGCUUAAGCACUACUGGAUCGGCACCAAGCUGCUGUACGCGGACGUGUCGACGUCGACGCGCAUCUUGCGCCGCGUGCUCAAGGGUAACGCGCUCUCGCGCCGCGAGCGCAAGCAGCUCCAGCGCACGGUCGCCGACUUGCUGCGCCUCGUGCCCUUUGCGUUCUUGUCGUCGUGCCCUUCAUGGAGCUUUUGCUUCCGUUUGCGCUCAAGAUGUUCCCGAACAUGCUCCCAAGCACGUACAAGCACGACUUUCAGCGCGAAGAGGACAUGAAGCGCCAGCUCCAGCUGCGCGUGUCGCUGGCCGAGUUCCUCCAAGAGACCGUCAAGGACGUCAUGCAGGACACGCGCGACACGGAAGGCCUCACGGAGGAGAAGCGCGCGACGGCCAAGGAGGUCAUGAGCUUCAUCGAGCGUGCGCAGCGCGGCGAGCCGCUGAGCAGCGAGGAGACGCUCAAGAUCGCGUACCUCUUCAACGACGAAGUGACGCUCGACAACAUCUCGCGGCCGCAGCUCGUGGGGAUGUGCCGCUACAUGGGCGUCAACCCGUACGGCAACGACAACUUCCUGCGCUUCCAGCUCCGCAUGAAGAUCCGCGCGCUCAAGAAGGACGACCAGGAAAUCAUCUGGGAAGGCCUCGACUCGCUCAACAAGGAAGAGCUUCAGAUUGCGUGCAUGGAGCGUGGUAUGCGUGCGACGGGCCUCACCAAGGGCGGCUACGUCAAGCAGAUGCGCCAGUGGCUCGAUCUCUCGAUCAACAAGAACGUGCCGGCGUCGCUGCUGAUUCUGUCGCGCGCGAUGAACAUCACGUCGGUCGACAGUCCAGAGGCAGCGCUUGCGGCGUCGCUCUCGAGCAUGGACGAAGAAGUCGUGACCGAAGUGGCGCUGGCGGCCAAGCAGCCGUCGUCGUCGGGCGCGGCGACGACCGCCGAUAAGCUCCAGAUCAAGGAACUGCAGCUCGAGUCGAUUCGGUACCAGAACGAGAUGAUUGCGGACGAGGAGAAGCUCCGCGAGGAAGCCAAGAAGCGCUCGGACGACGAAGCGACCAAGAAGCAGGAAGACCACGAGAGCAAGCAGCUCGAACAGGAAAAGAUCGAGAUGGACAACCUCCUCGAGGCGUCCCUCGACCAGUCGCGCGUCGCGGAGAUCAAGAACCUCUCGGAGACGUUGCCGGCCGAGCGCGUCUCGUCCGUCGAUGCGAUGCCGUCCAGCGUCCUCGAGCAAGAACGCAAGCUGACGCUCGAAGAAGUGAGCGCGCUCGAGUCGCUGGCGUUCAAGUCGCUCGUUGAGAAGGAACGCCAGGUCAUGGCCAAGAUGAAGAUCGACAAGAGCGCGAUGGACGUCCAGGGCCUCCUCGCGGCCGGCCGCAUUGGCGCCGUCAAGGAGAACAAGACGGCCGACCUCAUGCUCAAGAAGCUCGACUCGAUGCUCUCGAAGCUCGAGGUGGAGCUCGACAAGGUCGACAAGGACGUGGGCGACCGCCUCAACAUUCUCGAUCGCGAUUCGGACGGCGUCGUCGACGUGACCGAGUUCAAGACGGCCGUCAUGACGAUUCUGCGCAAGAACAAAACGGAGGAGGCCGCCGAGUGGAUCGUGUCGCAGAUCGACGAGGACAAGGACGGCAAGAUUUCGCUCGAGGAACUCGUCAACUGGGUCGAGCAGAAGCGCGACUUGCUCGAGGCGACGGGCGAGCUCUCGCCGCACCGCGACGAGACGCUGGACCAGGACAUCCUCAAGGAAGUCACGACGCUCAAGCGCACGGAGAGCAAGAAGGGCACGCCCGCCAACUAAAUCCUGCGUCAAUAUAAUGUGUAGUAGAUUCCAGUCACCUGU